AUGACCCGCGCCCAGCAGACCAUCUCUCUCGCGCUCCUCGUGAGCUCGCUCUACCUCGCGCUUUAUCUCCAGCUCAUUCCCAUUCCCGCCGUAAUUCAGACCGAAAUCGUCCCCGUCUUGCCCUUCUGGGCUCUCAUCUCUUUCGGAUCCUACCUCCUCGCCCGUCUCGGAUACAACGUCAUGACCUUCAACGACGUGCCCGAGGCCCACAAGGAGCUGAUGGCGGAAAUUGACGAGGCCGUCGUCGACCUGCGGAAGCUUGGCGUCGACGUUGACUAA
Molecule: messenger RNA, 279 nt
Organism: Colletotrichum graminicola M1.001
Lineage: Eukaryota; Fungi; Ascomycota; Sordariomycetes; Glomerellales; Glomerellaceae
Product: dolichol-phosphate mannosyltransferase subunit 3
Exons: 3
Coding region: 1-279 (92 amino acids)
Biological process (GO): GPI anchor biosynthetic process
Cellular component (GO): endoplasmic reticulum membrane; dolichol-phosphate-mannose synthase complex
Source: RefSeq, a predicted model, not a curated record